AUGCACGGUUUUCUGCGAGACGGCGCGCUCUCUUCCAUCUGCGCAGCUGCGGAGGCGGCGCUGCUGCGGCGGGUGUGGCGCGAGUGGCACAACGGUGCCGCCGACCGGGUGGAGAAGGCAAAGCGCGCGCACUUGCAGCGGAUGACGCCGUACCAGAAGAUGCUCUUCAGCAGGUCGGUCGCGGUAUAUUACGAGCGUCUUGCGCGCUCGAGGCGGGAGCAGGAGCGGCGUGGACGGCUCUCGGGCGCGGAGGCCGCCCAGGCGGACGCGCGGCGGAAGCGGCGCCUGCGCAGGACCAUUGCGGAGCACGGCAACAUCGUCAAUCGCAACAUUCUUGCGGUGAUGCUCAGCCAGACGCCGCGGGCACACGGCGAGGACUGGGACGGGGUGGUGUCGCCGGAGCGCAGCCGCGAUUUGACGCUGGGGAACCGCAAUUCAAAGCGGUGCGCAAACCGCUCGCGGCAAAAGUUUCUGUUGUCCGGCUUCCAGAGUGAGUUGACCAACAACAGCGGCAACGGCAGCUCGACCUUUUACCGCUACGGCAGCCGCAGUGAACGCCUGCUAGCGAUUGAGCGGGACUUUGACCGGCUGCCGUCGGAUGCACGAGUGCGUGUCUUUCGGACGCUGAAGAAGUGGGACAUGCUGCCCGGCUCGCCGCCGCGUGAGUCGUCGAAGGGCGGCACCACACAACUCCACAGCCGCCGUGAGAGCGCCGAGCAGGUGUCGCGGCGCCUCGACGCUCUCGACACGUUCGCGGGGGCGGAGGAGGACACGCAGACGACGUGGUGGGAGAGUGAGGCGGAGCUGCGGCAGUACUUGGCCCGUGUGCUGGUCGACGCCUUUGGCGCGGAGGAUGCGGCGCAGAAGCAGCGGCAGUAG
Messenger RNA from Trypanosoma grayi, 879 nucleotides. RefSeq lists its product as hypothetical. The record is from RefSeq and is a predicted model, not a curated record. Bases 1 to 879 code for a protein of 292 amino acids. Lineage: Eukaryota; Euglenozoa; Kinetoplastea; Trypanosomatida; Trypanosomatidae. The transcript has a single exon.